Homarus americanus (American lobster) is the source of this 3217-nucleotide messenger RNA. RefSeq names its product glutamate receptor-like. Lineage: Eukaryota; Metazoa; Arthropoda; Malacostraca; Decapoda; Nephropidae. The coding region runs from base 307 to 2991 and encodes 894 amino acids. Gene Ontology annotation, cellular component: membrane. The transcript is spliced from 14 exons. Gene Ontology annotation, molecular function: glutamate-gated receptor activity. The record is from RefSeq and is a predicted model, not a curated record.
ACCACCACCCACAAGUACGUCCUCCACCACCAUCACUACAAGUACGUCCUCCACCACCACCGCAAGUACCACCAACAAGAACAUCUUUUCUUCAACACAUGUUCACAAACUCUGCACAAUUUGUUAAUAUUUUGUUUCACUUUUUUGUUAUUUACCAUCAACUUCUUUCCCCCAAUAUGCCUUUUGUUUUUAGCAUUGUGUGCGUUGUCUCAGAGUCUUGUCCUUGUAUUAACGUCCAGUAUGUCUUGACACUCUACCUCUAUAGUCUUAAACUCUAUUCAAAUUAGAUUAAUUACUUAGUAUAGAAUGGUACGUAUUGGGGUAUCAGUAUUGAGUUAUAUGAAGAAUAUUAUUGGGGUUACAAUAAUGAAAACUAAUUUGCGAUCUUUACAGAAUAUGUCAGUCGUUGGUCCACCCAUCUGGCUCCUGUUGUAUGGUAUUGUGGUAUUGGUAGGUACGUUUUUAAAUGGUCAUCGUGCCGGUGCGGCCCCAGAACCUAAAGACAUGGUCCAGGGUUCUGUAUCUGCGGGUCUUGAGGCCACGGGUUCUCCGGCAGUGCCAGCAGCGUGGCUUACAGCCCUCAGUACGGCGACGGAGUUAGCCCUUGUUAACCUUCCUGAGGCCCUCCGCAGGACGGCUGGUCAGGUUCACCUCUGUUUCAGCGAUGCUCCUGAUGAACAGUUCGUGGGUAAGGUGUGGAGUGCGGGCCGGACCCCUAUGAGUGUAUGGACCUCACUAGCUUGGCGAGUCUCCCUGGUCCAUACCUCCUACAAACAGGGGGCCACGCAUGUCCUAGUGGGCCACACCUUCUGGCUCCUUCAGUCACUGAUUUUGAUCCAGGAGCUGGUGGCCAACAAGACCUUAAACAUACAAAAAACACAGUUGUUGUUUGUGUCUACUGAAGGUGAAGACUCGGACUUCAACAGGAUCCUGGAGGCCAACAUUCCAGAGAAGCUGAAUGUUCUCCUGCUUCACGUUUAUCAGCCUCUUGGAGACUCUCACUCACAUAGGAGGAGAAGGAGCAUAUCCAAGGAGAACAAGGAAGGGUAUGAUGUCGAGAAAGAUAAGAAAGAUGGGGAUGAGAGACCUGGCGAUGAUCAAGAAAAACAAAAAUUGACGCUCGUGAGGGAUGGUGUGGACUCGGGUGUUGCACUUGUGGGUGAAGGUCGAGCGAUCCUUCCAGGCAAGAUGAAGCCAUUGAAAACAACGACAGACGAAACACGACUAGAUACAAACUAUAAUAAGCAACUCACCAAGAAAGAAGGAAACAUGAGGGUAAACUAUAGUAACGAAGAAAUUAAUUUGUCCCUAAAACAUAUAACGAAAAACGUCAAAGAUAAACUGAAAGAAGAUGAGUACUUGAAUUGUGGUGUUAAAAUCCCAGAGAGAAGUUGGGAGAUUGGACGAGGGGUGGAUCAGAGUGGAUUAGGAGGAACCUUGGUCACUGCCAGCUUGAGAGAACAUACCAAAACAAUUGUACAUCGAGGCCCCCUUAGAGUCACAUGGGAAACUAAAACAAAUGAGUAUCAUGGCAGCAUAAACAGGACGAUACGACAGAUUGAUGACAGAGACAUCGUCAGUUUCUCUUCUAUACCUCAAGUGGGUCUCCAUAUGGCAGUGACUCCAGGUGACGGUAGCGUCGUCCUCCGGAAAGUCGGGGUAUGGAACAAGUUUUCCGGGCUCCUCCUUGACGGGCCACUACAAGCAACACCUUCAGCAAGUUUCCAUGGCAGAGAUCUGAUUCUGACAACCGUGCAUAAACCUCGAGUGUUUGAGGUGAAGGGACCAGAUGGCAAUGUGAGGAGCUCCCUGCAGGAUGUGGAUGGCUACGUGGUCGAGGUUAUCCGCAUCCUGGAAAGGAGCCUCAACUUUUCUGCUGUCAUUACCGCCACCAACACCUUCGGCAGUCAGCUCCCCAAUGGUUCCUGGAAUGGCAUGCUGGGCUUCUUGAUUCGAGGGGAGGCUGACCUAUCCCCACUGGAUUUCUCACCGUCGUGGGCCAGGGCGCAGGCGGUGGAUUUUAGCGAGUGGUUCAGUACGGAUGGUGUCAUCAUCGUCUCACAAGCACCCCAGCCUCUCCAGAGACCCUUCCUCCUCCUUCAGAUAUUCUCAAGUUGGGUAUGGCUGUCGAUCCUGGUGACCGGUGUGUUAACAGGGAGCUUAUUAUGGGCAAUGGACUAUUUCCUGAGACACCCAGGAGCUAACAGGUGUAAUGGUGGCAGAGGAGUGACACAACAGGAGUGCCAGUCCACCUACCAAGGCGUGUUGGCCGCCACACUGAAGCUCUUCGUCACUCAGAGCAGCAAGACCUGGUGUCUCUCCUGGUCAGCACGGGUGGCAUCCUCCUGUCUCUUCCUGGCGGUGGUGUCACUGGUGGGGAUCUAUCAGAGUUACAUCAUCGCAUUCCUCGCCGUCCCAAGGAGAGCAGCACCCAUAGACUCCGCCAUUGAUCUGAUGGAGAGGCUGGAUACUGUCACACCCAUUGUCCGCAAGAAUACUGUAUAUUAUCAUUUUGUUGUAAACUUUGAGAGUUAUAGCCCCAUCGCAGCCAACUUGAAAUUCCAUCAAGAUUCAUUCCUCAACACUUGGGACUUCUUCCAAUUGAUCCAACAAGGGAAAUAUGCCCUUAUAGACACCUACUCUUCGGGUGUGGGUCGAGCUGCCAAGUUUGAGUCGCAGGGAUCACAGUGUCGAUUUUAUAUUUCUCGACAAGUCCUCAAAGCAGACCUCGACCUUAUGGCUCAUCCUCAAAACUCUGUCUUCAAGGAGCAGAUAGAUUUAGCACUUCAGCGGCUGCGUUCCUUUGGAAUAAUUGAGAAAAUUAAAGACAACUACUACUCGACCUCCUGUGAGAGAGAACUUGCCAUAGGAAAUCUGGAUGCCCUUAGUCUUAAUCAGGUACAGAGUGCAUUCUUUGUGUUGGCUGUCGGGUACAUCAUAUCCCUCUUGGGCUUCAUCUCAGAAAUUAUCUACAGGUUUUGUGGGUCAUAGAAAAUAAGCUGCAGUAUCCUGUCAGGGACCCUGAAGACUUCAUGUUAUCACUCUGACUUACAUGUGAUACUUUUCUCUGUUCUGUCUUAAAAGAGGAAGAGCUACUGUAUUACUGUGCGAGACCACUACAGUGGAUGUAGAGUAAUGUAUCCACUAUCAGAGAAUAUGCAAAUCCAAUGUAAUAUUCAUCUGUUCUUCACUUAAUGCAAUAAAAAAUUGAUAUAUC